AUGGAUAGCAAACGGAGCACUAAAAAGCGAUUCACGAUCAAAAAGUCCACAGUACGAUGCGAGUCGCUGAGAAAUCACGUUGACGAGUCGGGUGGUGUAUCCGAUUCUUUGGCUGGUGUUAAUGGCCCAGUAGAAAUGAGACGUGGUCGUCGAUCUAGUAGGCGAAAAUCUAUGAGACGCAGGAGGCGGUCGUGGUCCGGKCGCCGCGGGGGAAGGAGACGAAGGGUUGGUAGUACCGAUGGAGUAGACGCUAUAACAGACAYAGAAGAAGAAGACGACGACUCGUCGAUGGUGGACGCGACGUCCCGGAGGAGAUUGAAAAGGCGGAGGAGGAGUCGUCGACGUCGUCGUCAACAUCAGACCAGUGGUGGUAGCGACGAUGAUGUCGACACCAAUGAAGAGACCACUGAAGACGCUUCUUCAUCCAGCAGUUGUGGUGGUGGGGUCCUCAACCAUCAGCGGAGACGUACGAAGAAGUCCUCUAGCAGACGGUCUAUGGRAUGCAAUAAGAUGAGCAGGAGGAGAAGGAAGAGGCGAACUUCGAGCAGACGGUCUAUGGGGUGCAGUAAGGUGAGCAGGAGGAGCAGAAAGAAGAGUAGAAGUUCUUGUAAAUCAAACAUGGCAUCUCGUCCACCUUCUGCUUGA
Molecule: messenger RNA, 645 nt
Organism: Diuraphis noxia (Russian wheat aphid)
Lineage: Eukaryota; Metazoa; Arthropoda; Insecta; Hemiptera; Aphididae
Product: CAX-interacting protein 4-like
Source: RefSeq, a predicted model, not a curated record